This is a messenger RNA of Chinchilla lanigera (long-tailed chinchilla), 4001 nucleotides long. It is a transcript of the gene Hoxc5, whose product is annotated as homeobox C5. The record is from RefSeq and is a predicted model, not a curated record. The transcript has 2 exons. Lineage: Eukaryota; Metazoa; Chordata; Mammalia; Rodentia; Chinchillidae. Gene Ontology annotation, biological process: regulation of transcription by RNA polymerase II; embryonic skeletal system morphogenesis; anterior/posterior pattern specification. The coding region runs from base 2438 to 3106 and encodes 222 amino acids. Gene Ontology annotation, cellular component: nucleus. Gene Ontology annotation, molecular function: DNA-binding transcription factor activity, RNA polymerase II-specific; RNA polymerase II cis-regulatory region sequence-specific DNA binding.
AAAGUGAAUGUCGUUUGUUUAGCCAAGUAGGAGAAAAUAAAUAAAUAAAUAAGUAAAUAAAUAAACAAAUCCCCUCGUGUUACCCUCCUGUAUAAAUCCGACCUCUGGAUCCGUUCUCGAAUAUUUAAUAAAACUGAUAUUAUUUUUAAAAGUUUAUAUCCGCCUUUCUGUCACUUCGCUCGCCCGCCGGCCUGGAGCAGGCUCCAAGCGCUCCCGCGUCUGCCCGCCGCCUGCAAAGCCCCAGUCCUCCGCACUCGCCUUCUCCGGGAGCCCGGCGCCGAGUCCCGGCCUCAGGCUCUUCCUGUGAUCGCGCUGGGGGGCUGGGAGGCCUCUGUGGGCUCCCUACGCCGCCGAGCAGCCCACACCCGCAAAAAGGGCCGCUUAGGAUUUCGCAGGGGGCGGGGGGAAGCCCGGCUCGGGUUGGGCUCCCAGCUCCGCACGGGCCUUUCUUCCUGGCAGUGAUAGUCUGGGGUCCUGGGCUUCUGAACCCAGAGCCCCAAAAGGCCAGAAAAGAAGCACGAUCCAGGCACCUGGGUCGCCCCCGCCCACUCCCCGGAGCUCGGGGAAUGGGACGCCGCUCGAGCGAGCCCUCCCCACCCAGCCCGCGCCAGGCCGGCUGUUGCGAAACGUGGCGGAGACAGAGAGGAGAGCCGAGGGGGAACAGAAGACCGCGCGAUUCGAGUCCUUCCGCAGGGACUGAACGAUUCAAGGACAUCAGGAAAGAGAAAGCCUGGAAGCUGAGCUCUCGCCUGCGCUGGGACUCCUGACGUGGCCAGGACAAAAUUCCUCCUUCUUGACAGCCCCAGCCUGUCUGGUUCCUUCCUCUUCUCCUCAAACCUGGCGGGUGAGGGGCGCACAUCACCCCUAACCGUUUCUCAGCUCCCGCCUUCUCUUCCCAAGCCCAGCCAGAGAAACCUGAGUGGGCCUAAGGGAGAGGUGGUGAGGGGAUCUCCCCCGAGGGAAGAAAUCAGCCAGAGUUUUCCAGACUCUCCAGGUCCCCGCCAGCGCCCCCUCCAGCACCUCCGCCAGUGGGAAGGGGGGCUUCUCCUGGCAGAGGCAGAGAUAUGAAGGGGAGAAGCAACCAGGAAAGAGUCAAACUUGAGACUAGGAGAGGAGCGGAAAGGGCUACAGAGGACCUGGCCAAAGGCUGCCAUGGUUGCUCAGGGACCAGCCAGGCCCACUCCAUGCCUCCAAAAAGCUGAGAAAUUCCUCUCUAAUGGGCCUUCAGGUCCCUGGAAGGCCUAGCUUAGGGGCCUUUUCCCUAAAGAGUGCAAACAGGCCUUUUCCCCUGCCUUGCUCAUGUAAUAUUUGUGGAGGCUUGAAGCACGCCUCUCUCUGGCCUCAGGUAGCAUCUAUGUUCUAUCUAAAGUAUCUGGCAUCUGUACAACAUGAGGAUAGCACACGAGGAUGCACAAGCAGCCUUCCACCCCAUUGUGUCUGGUUCUAGGCAUGCACAUGCAUACAACAUGCACACACAUGUACAUGCAUACAUACACACAUGAAAAUUGCCUAUUGCCAUUCUGGGUUCCUGGCAUGAUGAAGUAUAACCAACUCCUCCUGGCUCCUCACCUCUGGGCUCAUCUCAGAGUCCCCAGCACUCUCAGCCUCCUGACCUCCUUAUCUAGCUGUGCCACCCAGGAACCCCUGUCUUGGGCAUCCUGUCUGGCUCUUCAGAGGUUGAACCCACUUUCCCAUGUUGCUGGGCACCUCCUCAGCAGUGUCGGGGUCUUGGGGCCUCUGAGGCAAGGGAUCUCAACCUUUGGUUCGAGGAACCUGAAAUAAACACAUUUGGUUCUCCAACCUGGGCAGUCGCUGCCUUUUUACUCAGCCAUGUUUGAAGUUUAGCAGAGCCGAGAGUUAGGGAGAACCGGGCUAUACAUUAGAAAAAGCAUCGCUGUACAUCCUAAAGGAGGCCUCAUCUUUUCUCCAAUUUAAGUAGAAUGUAAAGGGCCUGCCCAGGAAAUCUUUGCAGCAACAAGCACCUUCUCCACAGGAUAGAAAAUCCAGCCACCAGAAGGCGAGCCGGCGCGUCAUGAUGCAAUUCCUCCAAGUAGGCACCAGGUGUCGCUGUGGACUCGUUGUCCCGCCUACCCCCCAAUUCCAAGAACCAUUUUUUUUUUCUCCCCCUUCCCUCUCUUUCUCUGUCUCUCACUCCCUCUCCCCCUUGGUUGGGCUUUGCCAACAUAUCAAGAUGCGUUUCUCCGGCUUCCAUCACUAACCUCCCGGAGGUCAUCAAGCCAAAUUUAUGAGUGGCCGCUCGAGUCACGUGACUCUAUUUAAGGCUCCCUUAUUUGGGAAGAGCGCAUAGGAUAAAGAAAGAGAUAUCUCCACCUAUAAAUUGUGCACUUUGGAGAACAAAAAACCCCUCAACUUCAAAGAGUCACAAAUCACCCUUAAUCAAAAAGGGUGCAGAAAUUUUUUUUGGGCCCUCCCCGCCAUGAGCUCCUACGUAACCAAUUCAUUCUAUAAGCAGAGCCCCAAUAUCCCUGCCUAUAACAUGCAAACUUGUGGGAACUAUGGAUCGGCCUCAGAGGUGCAGGCAUCCAGGUACUGCUACGGCGGAUUGGAUUUAAGCAUCACUUUCCCACCGCCUGCGCCUUCCAACUCUCUCCACGGGGUAGACAUGGCUGCCAACCCCCGGGCUCACCCCGACCGCCCCGCCUGCAGCGCUGCGGCCGCUCCGGGACACGCUCUGGGCAGAGACGAAGCGGCUCCUCUGAACCCCGGGAUGUACAGUCAGAAGGCGGCUCGCCCGGCGCUGGAGGAGCGAGCUAAGAGCAGAGGGGAGAUCAAAGAGGAGCAGGCGCAGACAGGGCAACCCGCCGGACUGAGCCAGCCACCGGCCCCGCCACAGAUUUACCCGUGGAUGACCAAACUGCACAUGAGCCACGAGACGGACGGCAAGCGGUCCCGAACCAGUUACACGCGCUACCAGACUCUGGAACUCGAGAAAGAAUUCCACUUUAACCGCUACCUCACCCGCCGCAGGCGCAUAGAGAUCGCCAACAACUUAUGUCUCAACGAGAGACAGAUCAAGAUUUGGUUCCAGAACCGCAGGAUGAAGUGGAAGAAAGAUUCCAAAAUGAAAAGCAAAGAGGCUCUUUAGAGGCAGCCGGGAAGCCCGCGGAGAGCACCCCAACCGGCUUGGGUCCCUGCGCCUUUCCUUUUCGGUUUUUCUCUCUAUAUAUUUUGGGGUGUGGGGGGGCAGGAGCUGGAGCUUUGGCUCCCCAGGCCUCACAGACAAAAGCGCUUUUCCUUGGUAUUCUGCAUCCCACUGCCCCUGGGUUUCCAGGGGCUGCACGCUCUGCCUGCUCCCCUCAGCUCAGCAAAGUUCAGCUUAGCUCAGCUGGGCACCUGGGGCCCAAGGCUACCUCUGCAGCGUCUUCCCAGAGGGCUUCGGAGCACCACAGGCUGGUAGGGAACUAACCUCAGCCUGGACCACCUCUCCAUCCCCAGUCCCCGGUGAGGCCCGCCUGAAUUAAGGUGGGCCCGGCCCACUGUAGGCCCCUCACCCCAACCUCCAGGCUCUCAUCUCUUUUGUUUCUGGCUAGGUGAGCCAGGCGACCCCAGGCUGGCGAGUACUUGUGCCUGGCAGAAUCCAUUGCCAAAUUGGGGUGCUUCCUCAUGGCAACUAAACUUGGUCUUAUUAAUGGUUUGCAUAUGAAAAGGGGAGAAGACUGAAUAUGGGCCUAGGGCCCUUGUGGUUGCCCUAUCCUCUCCACAUCUUCCGCCCCUUCCCCAAAGUCGGGGAGCCUCCCCAGCCCUCGCCUGCUGCAUGCCCUCUCAGGCCGCAGCCCCAGCUUGCUAGCUAGCUCAACUAUUGGGGCUUUCUGCCAUUUGAACCCCAGCAAAUGGUCCCAGAGGCUCCUUCUGUCUCAUAGUUCCUGCUAUGACUUUCUUGCCCUGCUACCCCAUCGCUGUUGCCCAACUAUUUAUUGACUCCCGGGUCCUUCCUGAAACUAUAUUUUGUCAUAUCAAAUAAAGACAAAGAGAGAACAGAA